GAGAGACAUCGAGAUAUGGAAGGAUUGAAGAAGACCGUUGGGAGAGAAGGAAGCGUGCUGGGAUCGGAACCGUUGGCUCGGAAUCUCAACGUCCUCUUCAUUUGUCUUUGUUCCCCAAAAUACAACGUUAAAUAUCGGCCUCCAGUCACCAGCGUGAAGAUGGAACCCGCCAAUCAAACCUGUCAAACCAUCGUCAAAGAGGAGGUGCUGAUGAAGGGCAAAUGGGCCCAACUCCUCCAGACUACAUACGUCGACCCCACCGGCAAGACCAGGGUGUGGGAAACGGUGAAACGAACAACCAGGAAACCGAACAGUAAAUGCGACGGUGUGGCCGUGUUAGCCGUGCUGAAGAAGACUCUACAUUACGACUGCCUGAUCAUGGUGAAGCAGUUCCGGCCGCCCAUGGGAUGUUACUGCCUGGAGCUGCCCGCUGGUCUGAUCGAUGACGGGGAGACUGCGGAAGGAGCGGCCCUGCGGGAACUGCUGGAAGAGACCGGGUACAAGGGGGAGGUCAGCAGCAUCACUCCAGUGGUGUGCCUGGACCCCGGACUGACCAACUGCACCAUGCAGUACGUCUCGGUCAACAUCAACGGCGACGACUCGCACAACAUCCGACCCAAGCAGCAGCUCGAUGACGGAGAAUUUGUUGAAGUUAUUUUAAUUCCUUUGAAUGAACUUCGAAAGAAAAUUGACGAAAUGCUUCAAGCGGAGAACAUCAUGGUGGAUGCCCGUGUUUACAUUUACGCCCUGGGAUUGACACAUGCAACAUCUAAGCCAGACGUCUUGCCCGUCUUAAAAGCUUGAAGGGAAGACGUUAUCUGCGUCUGCGGCCAAACCCGCUCUUGGGAGCAGACGUUCCAGGAGGAAGUCAGUCCCAGUCGAGCUGUGUGAACCCCAUUUUUUAUAAUCUGUCGCUGUGCAAAGAAGUUAUAAUAUUAGUCGUGUUCAAAUUAAGGUAGUUGCAGGAUUAGGCAUAGGAAUGCAAGUUUACACAUCUGCCUUAUGUUCAAAGCAAGUGUGUGGCAGGCAACGCUAAAACACUGCUGGCAAUUGUCAUCUCUGAGCAAGGAAUGAGCGAGUUAGUGAUAGAAAUUAUGUUGUGUCCAAAUAUAAUCUUCCCCGCGCAAUUCUAAAACCUUGUCACUGACCGCCUUGUAGGUUGCACGAGGGUUUGAUAAAAGUGGCACGGUGGCGCAACGCCAGAGACCCGGGUUCCAUCCUGACUACAGGUGCUGUGUGUGUGUGUGUGUGUGUGUGUGUGUGUGUAUCUGUAUGUAUCUCUGUGCUUGUGU
Molecule: messenger RNA, 1292 nt
Organism: Leucoraja erinaceus (little skate)
Lineage: Eukaryota; Metazoa; Chordata; Chondrichthyes; Rajiformes; Rajidae
Gene: nudt5
Product: nudix (nucleoside diphosphate linked moiety X)-type motif 5
Exons: 10
Coding region: 16-804 (262 amino acids)
Biological process (GO): nucleoside phosphate metabolic process; ribose phosphate metabolic process
Cellular component (GO): nucleus
Molecular function (GO): ADP-ribose diphosphatase activity
Source: RefSeq, a predicted model, not a curated record